AUGGGUUCCAAAUUCAUCCCGACUAUUGCUUCUCAAUCUCUGGGCCGAGCCUGGUAUCACAGCUUCGAACAUAAACUCAAUUUGUGCAGGCAAUAUGGAUUCGAAUCAAUUGAAUUAUUCUUUGAAGACCUUGAGGGAGUUGCCAACUCAUUACAUAGCUCCCAUCAUAUACCACCUCCUGGAACAUCCUUCACUGGUUCAACAGACGUUCAAGAAAGACAGCUGGUAGCUGCAGAACAUAUCCGUGAACUGUGUCUUCAUAACCGCUUGGAGAUACUCUGUCUUCAGCCAUUCAUGCACUACGAAGGUCGGAUAGAUGCAUCUUCUCAUGAUGAGGCCAUCUCAAACCUCCAUUUCUGGAUCAGACUUGCCCAUCGGCUCGGAACAGACCUUAUUCAGAUCCCUUCCAGCUUCCUUCCCUCCUCGCAAUGUACGGGAGACCGCCACAGAAUCAUUGCAGAUUUGAGACAAGCUGCGGAUAUCGGUCUCCAGAGCAGCCCUCCUGUCCGAUUUGCCUACGAAGCCCUCUGUUGGGGCACACACAUUAACACAUGGGACGCCGCAUGGUCCAUCGUUCUGGGAGUCAAUAGAGCCAACUUUGGUACAUGCAUCGACGCAUUUAAUCUCGCCGGCCGAAUCUUCGCCGAUCCAGCCUCGCCUUCGGGACUCACACCUAAUGCUUAUGAUACAACCCGGGAAGCAAUAUCAAAACUGCGGGUGGAGCUCUCCUUUGCGAUAGAGAAAGUGUUUUACGUUGAAGUUUGCGAUGGCGAGCGACUCGACAGGCCACUAUUACCCAGCCACGAAUGGUUUAAUCCCCACCAGCCAGCCCGUAUGUCCUGGUCACGAAAUGCAAGGCUCUUUCCCUUCGAGAAGCGCGGUUAUUUACCCGUUCUGGAAAUUUUGGAGGCAGUGUGUGAGGCGGGUUAUAGUGGUCAUAUAUCCUUUGAAUUAUUCUCACGAACCGCAAAUGAAGCUGGCACAGAUGUUCCUGAAGAACAUGCUAAACGAGCUGCAGCUGCCUGGAGAAAGUUGGAGGAGCAUAUGGGUUGGACAAAGAGACCAGCUGUGUCUCAAAUCACCCAUCAUGUCACUGAAGAUAUCUCUAAGUAUGAGGCAUUCUCUUCUCUCCUCCUCUUAUGA
Molecule: messenger RNA, 1143 nt
Organism: Rhinocladiella mackenziei CBS 650.93
Lineage: Eukaryota; Fungi; Ascomycota; Eurotiomycetes; Chaetothyriales; Herpotrichiellaceae
Exons: 1
Coding region: 1-1143 (380 amino acids)
Source: RefSeq, a predicted model, not a curated record